UCAAUUGGCAUUUAAAUCUUGUCAAUCCCCCUUUCUCUCUACCAAAAGCAAAACCCCUGAAUUCCUCUUCGUCUCUCUUCCUUUUUGUUCUCUACGCUUAUUGAUUUCCUUCGUAAAAAAACAAUGGCCCAAAGAGCCGGGAAGGAAGAAGCCGAGUUCAAGGUGCCCGAAACCAUGCCGCUUUGCGUCAACAAUUGUGGCGUUACAGGAAAUCCGGCCACCAACAACCUGUGUCAAAAUUGCUUCACCGCCGCCACCUCAACGACCGCUGUGGUCGCCGUAUCCGGUUCCCAGGCGUUGAGAUCCGCGCCGUCGCGUUCGUCGAACAAGCGAUCCGAGUUUUCACCGCUGAAAACGGCGCCGUUUUUACGGACAUCGGGGACGGAGAAGAAGGUCGUGAACCGGUGUUCUGGCUGCAGGAGGCGAGUCGGUUUGACCGGGUUCCGGUGUCGAUGCGGCGAGCUCUUCUGCGCCGAUCACCGGUAUUCAGAUCGACACGACUGCAGCUACGAUUACAAGACGGCGGGACGCGAGGCGAUCGCGAGGGAGAAUCCGGUGGUAAAAGCGGCGAAGAUAAUCAAAGUCUGAAUCUCCGUUUCUUCUUUGCCUCUUCCUUUCACGGCGGUUCCGCCGCCGGUAUUGUCCCUUUCCUCAUUGUUUUACGUUUCUGUUGUUCAAAAUCCGGCAGCCUUCGGAUUUACGUUUCGAUCGGAUUUGAUGCUUCCCGUUCUUCAUAGAUCCGAAUCUAUCGUGUUGUUAUUUGUUAUGGAAUUAGGUCGGUUUUAUCAAUUUAGGGUUACAUUUCCUUUUUUGGAAAA
Molecule: messenger RNA, 818 nt
Organism: Hibiscus syriacus
Lineage: Eukaryota; Viridiplantae; Streptophyta; Magnoliopsida; Malvales; Malvaceae
Product: zinc finger A20 and AN1 domain-containing stress-associated protein 5-like
Exons: 2
Coding region: 124-588 (154 amino acids)
Biological process (GO): protein ubiquitination
Molecular function (GO): ubiquitin-protein transferase activity; zinc ion binding; DNA binding
Source: RefSeq, a predicted model, not a curated record